AUGAAACAUGAAGAGAUAAAUGCAGAAGACAAUGAUUCCACAGUGAAGCAGUUUGACCUGCUGGGAUUCUCUGACCUUCCAAACCUCCGAGGGUUCCUGUCUGGUAUGUUCUCUAUCAUUUACAUCAUCAUCCUAUUUGGAAACACCCUCAUAAUCAUAAUAACAAGACUUGAUCCUGCACUACAGAAACCCAUGUAUUUUUUCUUGGCAAAUUUUUCUUCCCUGGAAAUUUGUUAUGUGUCAGUCACUGUCCCCAGGAUUCUGGUCAACAUGUGGACUCAGAAUAGACGCAUGACUCUGCUGAACUGUGCCACCCAGUUAUGCUUUUUCCUCAUACUGGCAACCACUGAAAGUUUCCUCCUGGCUGUGAUGGCCUAUGACCGCUACGUGGCCGUCUGUAACCCUCUGCACUAUGCUCUCGUCAUGAACCCAACAAAGUGUAUUCAACUGGCUGCUGGCUCCUGGCUCAGUGGAAUCCCAGUCCAGAUAGGGCAAACCUGUCAAAUAUUCUCUCUGCAUUUUUGUAAUUCUAACCAAAUUGAUCAUUUUUUCUGUGACAUACCCCCUAUUAUUAAGCUAGCCUGUGGGGACACUUCUGUGCAUGAGCUGUCUGUCUUUGUGGUAUCUAUGUUGUUUGCUGGAUUACCUUUUAUACUGAUACUUGCUUCUUACAGCAAAAUCAUUUCCACCAUUCUGAGGUUGCCCACAGCCACAGGACAGUGUAAGGCAUUCUCCACGUGUUCUUCUCACCUGCUGGUUGUGAUUUUAUUUUAUGGAUCAGCAACUAUUACCUACUUAAGACCAAAAUCAAGUCAUUCUGCAGGAACUGACAGAUUGCUGUCUCUUUUCUACACAAUUGUGACUCCCAUGUUCAAUCCAAUGAUAUAUAGUCUUAGGAACAAGGAUGUGAUUGCAGGGCUGAGAAGAUUAUUACUUAAAACAUAG
Messenger RNA from Castor canadensis (American beaver), 945 nucleotides. RefSeq names its product olfactory receptor 10AG1-like. The record is from RefSeq and is a predicted model, not a curated record. Gene Ontology annotation, molecular function: G protein-coupled receptor activity; olfactory receptor activity. NCBI's taxonomy places the organism in Eukaryota, Metazoa, Chordata, Mammalia, Rodentia, Castoridae. Gene Ontology annotation, biological process: G protein-coupled receptor signaling pathway. Gene Ontology annotation, cellular component: membrane.